GAUAGAAACGCGCUUUUGAUAAUAAUGAUGAUAACAAAAAAGUUUUAGUAUUUAUAUGAAAAUGGUAAAGCUGAGAGGUAUGAGGCCCAAAUAACCAUUAACAUCAAGAGAGACAGCAGGUAACACGAGGCCCGUGAGUAACAGCCCCGCCAGCGCCCUCGGGGAGGAACGUUUUCAGGCCCGAGACCCGCACUCGCACACAACAUUGCGACUAUUUUGGCCUUUUUUUUAUUAUUUUUUUCUUUUUUUUACUUUUUUUGAUGUUCCUCCAGAGCUAUUUUCAGAGGCAAUACCAGUGCCUGAGGAUCGGAAUUGUAGAAGGAGGACUUUUUGAUUUGUAGAGACUUCGUAAAUCAGAUGCAGAAGGCUGGUGACUCUCCACAAUGGCCGAGCUAGAGGAGACGUGGACCGAGAGAAAUUUUUAUGAUCGUCCCCUUUCUGUGUGGCUUCAGGAGGAUUGCGGGGAGGAGGACUUUCUUCUGCUUGACAUCUUCACGGCAGCUAGUAUUGGGUGUUGUCAGCGCGUGGGAGAUAUUAUUAAAAAGGACGAGAAAGCUGUUGGUUAUAAAAACAAGGGAGGAUGGACAGCCUUGAUGUAUGCAGCCUAUUAUGACCACUCAGAUGUAGUAAAGCUACUCUUAGAAGCUAAUGCUUCUGUUCACCUGACCAACAACGCCAGGUGUAAUGCUCUGAUGUUAGCUGUUAUGUGUGGCAAUGAAUCCAUAGUAGAAACUUUGAUAAAGGCUGGCAGCAUCUUAGAAGCUCGAGAUAACUGGGACUGGACAGCACUCUUUCAUGCAGUAAAUUCGGGCCAUCAUAGUGUGGUUGACACCCUCCUGAGAUAUAGAGCAAAUCCUAAUUCUUGUGAACGCAGGACUGGCAUGACUCCCCUAAUGUAUGGAGCACAACACGGUAACAGCAGCAUAGUCACAACACUACUUAAAGGAGGUGCUUUAGUCUCUCUCACAACACAUCAAGGACACACAGCUGCCAGGAUUGCUCAAGAUGCUGAUUAUCAUGCUAUUGCUGCAAUUAUCACACAAUGGGGUCUACAAGGUGAGAAUGGACCAAGCCUGCCAGAUGGUCCUGCAGCAGUUGAGGCACGUUUGUCACAACACGCUCAGCUACAACCUCGAUGUAGAGGAAAUGCAGUUCCUUCUGUUGACAGUGCACGUGUCAUCCCAACGGAUCUUGAAACUUUGUUGAACCAGCUAAGCUUAGGUCCAUACAUGAGUGUCUUCAAAGAACAAGAUGUAGAUCUUCAGAUGUUUUUGACAUUAACAGAUCAGGAACUGAAAGAAUGUGGAAUACACAAACUGGGACCUCGACGCAAGAUGACUUCGGCUAUUGCACGAUGGCACAGCAAUGCACCAUUGUGGAACUCUCUGGAAUGUGCUUAUGCAGAUAAGCUUGAAGUUGAGAUGCAGGAGCUGGGUGUGAAGUUAACUGAAGCCAUGGAGACUAUACAGCAAACAAAAGCCCAGGUUUAUCAAGAACACAAUUUACGAGUUGUGACGGAGGGAUGGAUAGUUGAAGCUCGUGGAAGGCUACAUGAUUGCCACCAAAGAUGCCAGAUGCUGCUUGAACAAAUGUCAGUCAUGCGGCACUGUACCUCGGUCCUAUCGGCCCAGUUCUCUCUCAUUCAGCCGACUCUCAUAUCUCCUUUGGUCGAGAGCAUCAGCGUUGCUACAGCACAUAUUGAUGCUCUUUUGAAGCUGACAGAUCCAAGUGUUGCAAGAGGUCCCAGCAACCCCUCCUCUCCUCGCAGAAAUGGGCAUCAGGGCAGCUACCCAAACACCCCUCGCUGAUGUUGCAAUAUUUUAUAUUGUCAGGCUAGUCAGAAAUAGUUGAAUUUGUAUUGUCAGAACUUAAUAUCAAGGAAUAUCUGUCUCUGUCUGUCUCUGUCUGUCUCUGUCUCUCUCUCUGUCUCUCUCUCUCUCUCUCUCUCUCUCUCUCUCUCUCUCUCUCUCUCUCUCUCUCUCUCUCUCUCUCUCUCUCUCUCUCUCUCUCUCUCUCUCUCUCUCUCUCUCUCUCUCUCUCUCUCUCCGUAAUACUUAUCUUGGUGUAAAGAGUUAUGAUACACAAAAUAUAGGAAGACAUCCAUUCAAGUUUUUUCAAAGUUUUAUUCUAUAUUUUUGUUUUUAGAGUGAUUCACCUAUUUUAAAGUACAGGAUAUUGAAGAUUAGAAAAGAAAGUCAAGAGAAUUAUUGUGAAGUUUGGCAUCAGACGUGGUGACAAGACAGUUCCUUGAGAAGUUAAAUGAACCUGAAAUUUCACACUGCCAAAAUGAUAUGUACCUGUUAAUAGUGUAAUAUUGUUGGUGUAUCAGUAGUGAUUAAAUAUUGUGAUUAGAUAUUCUCUUACUAUUUUAGAUAACUGAUUU
Messenger RNA from Penaeus monodon (black tiger shrimp), 2383 nucleotides. Its product is annotated as ankyrin repeat and SAM domain-containing protein 3-like. Gene Ontology annotation, cellular component: cilium. Lineage: Eukaryota; Metazoa; Arthropoda; Malacostraca; Decapoda; Penaeidae. Gene Ontology annotation, molecular function: protein binding. The record is from RefSeq and is a predicted model, not a curated record. The coding region runs from base 384 to 1808 and encodes 474 amino acids. The transcript is spliced from 9 exons.